Trypanosoma conorhini is the source of this 2545-nucleotide messenger RNA. RefSeq lists its product as uncharacterized. The annotation marks the transcript as partial. The record is from RefSeq and is a predicted model, not a curated record. Lineage: Eukaryota; Euglenozoa; Kinetoplastea; Trypanosomatida; Trypanosomatidae. The transcript has a single exon.
GCCGCUGCCGCUGCCGCUGCCGCUGCCAGAGACGCCGCCGCUGCCAGAGACGCCGCCGCUGCAGCGCGGCGGCUCCCAAAGCGAGGCAGGGGGCCUGGAGGCGUACCUCGCGGAGGAGAUGCCGCGGGGGCGUUUCAUCGUCGUCGACCUCCUCUCCACCUGGGGCGCCGUCCACGAGGUGGGGAUAAACGGCCUGGAAGUCUUCACCGAAGCUGGCGAGCGCGUCAUCCCGCCGCCGGAGUGCCUGCGACCGUCGUCGAGUCCGCCCCUCCGGGCAGCAGGGGCGGGUGACGGCAACGCGGCGCAGGAGCGAAGGCGGGCGGUGAACGGGUACUACACAGCGUCGUACACCACGCCGCAGCGUGGCCUCACCGUGAUGGUGGAGUACCCGUUCACCGCAGACGCCAAUAGCCCGGCGACGGUGGAUGCCGUUAGCAACGAGGGCCCCCGAAGCCGUGUGGCAAACCUCGUGAACGGGAUUCACAACACCCACGACGACACAAAGCUCUUUGCGAUGCCGUUUACCCCCAACAGCCAUCACCGCAUCUGCUUCGUCCUUCCCACGAGCGUCGUCAUCGCGAUGGUGCGGGUGCACAACUACGGCGGUCGUGGGCGGGCACACACGGCCAAAGGGGUGCGUUUGCUUGAGAUGACUGUCGACGACAAACUCGUCUUCCGCGGCGAGAUCGCCCCCAACAGCGGCGCGGUGCUGCCCCUGCACCGCGUUGGCCGGGAAAACUGCGAGAACAUCCUCUUCACGGAGGAGCCGCAGGUGCUGCGCCGACUGCUGGCGGUGCCUCCAACGGAAGUGGUUGUUCAAGGCAAACCGUGGGGAAGGGAGGAACGAGCGAGGGCGGCCGAAAUGCCUCCACACGCUUCCGCCCACCAGCGAGCGACGAUGGCGACCGUGCUGUUUGGCACCUCCAGCGAAGAUAAGUCGCAACGCAUCGGAGGCGAGAGAAGCGUGGUGGUCCCUGCCUCCCUUUCGGUCAAUGUAAGCGAGCAGCCUCUCCCCUCCAGCAACGCGGCGGGACCUCUUGCAAUAAGUACGGCGCCAGUGAGUGGAACUGGGCGCCGCCGGCUCUCAAGCUCUGAGAGCAUGUAUUCUAGCUGCCCCACAGAUGUGACAUCGAUUUGUUUUCUCCUGCUUUGUACCUGGGGAGACACGGAGAAGAUUGGGUUGAGUGGACUGCGCUUUCGUGACGCACAGGGCGACCUCGUGAGUCAGCAUAUUUCCCACUGGUACGUGCGCUUUCCAUCGCAGGCACAGGCGAACGACGAGGUGGGCGCCUGGGAGGACAGCCUCGUGUACCUCUUUGACGAGAAUGCCGAGACCGCCCUAACGCUUCCGUAUGAGCCAUGCAUUGAAGUCAUCUUUGUUUUUGACGCCCCGCUGCCGACGCUAGGGUUUGUGGAGGUGGCAAACUACUCCCUUGGCGAGCACACCUUCAGCGGGGUGAAGGAGGCACGCUUGUUUGUCUCCUCUGCGACGCCAGGGUGGUCCGCAGGUUCCCUUGUCGCGGCGUACGCGACACUGUGGUCUGCAAACGGCACGUACAUGCAGACCACCCUGGAGUCGCACGGCGUCGUGGAGGUGACACCGGAGGCGGGCGUAAGUCUACGCAAGGCACCGGCCUUCCUCUCUAUUCCACGAUUUCAGGUGUAUGACUUGUCGUUGGCAGCGGGGCUGCACGCGCUGGCUGCGGGGGGCGUGACGAUGCAUAGCGCACUCACGCAUAGUUUAAGCGCAUCCAUGACCAUACGGGCAGAGAUGGCGCUGCGGCGGGCUCGCAUGUCGUUGAAGCCGCGGCCGGAGUGGCUGCUGGAUUACCAGACCUACCUCACCCCACUUCUCCCGGUUGCCUAUGUAUUGAAGGUGUCUCUCCUGCUCUGCGCGCGGAGUGCGGUGGAGCUGCACAAGUACGCGAAGGUGUGGAUGCUUCAUCCACUGCGCGCCUGUACGUUUGCGGACGAGAACGGGGAGACAAUCCGCGUGAAUAGCCGUGCGGGGGCGAAGCCUGCAGAGGGCACUUUCGGGAAUGCCUGGGACGGCCCGGGCGAGACGGCAGCCCACAGCUUUGUCACGGAGUGCCUCUUUACAGCACACCCUGCUGCCGUGCAGCAAGACGCGGAGGCCGCCGCGGUCGCCGCGCAGGUGGGCAUUCACGCCUCUCUGCUGCAGGCUUCUGUCUCGUUGGUGUACGUGUCAGACUCCCCGUUCUGCCUCUCCAUGCUGACGCUCAACCGCCCGCUGCUGCAGGAGGACGGGUGUGCGGCGUGGGUCCGACAGUUUCGCGUGUUUAUGGACGACGCGUUGGUCUUCGACAGCGGCGACGUUGGCGGCCCCCGCCGCGCCCCACUUGCCGCGGUGCAGCAGUCGCCGCUUCGGCCGGGGAGCGAGGACGCCCUCUCGCCGGUGACGGAGGGCGGCGGCGGCGGCGGCGCCGCGGCGUACAGCACGCGUCUGAAGCCGUUCGUCUUCUUCACGCUUGACGCCGCCAGGCUGGACGAGGCCCGUCGUGAGGUGAUGCGGAUGGCGGGGUAA